Messenger RNA from Zasmidium cellare ATCC 36951, 1056 nucleotides. RefSeq lists its product as uncharacterized. Bases 1 to 1056 code for a protein of 351 amino acids. Gene Ontology annotation, biological process: positive regulation of proteasomal ubiquitin-dependent protein catabolic process; protein polyubiquitination; ubiquitin-dependent protein catabolic process. The transcript is spliced from 3 exons. Lineage: Eukaryota; Fungi; Ascomycota; Dothideomycetes; Mycosphaerellales; Mycosphaerellaceae. The record is from RefSeq and is a predicted model, not a curated record. Gene Ontology annotation, molecular function: ubiquitin protein ligase activity; zinc ion binding; ubiquitin conjugating enzyme binding. Gene Ontology annotation, cellular component: cytoplasm; ubiquitin ligase complex.
AUGGCAACCGCAAAGCGCCGUUUCGGCGACACAUCAUCCAACAACGCACCACAAGAUGGACCUGCUACAAAGACCGCCCGAACAACCCUCGCCCCCAACCCCCGAAUCAAAGAAUGCGCCAUCUGCGCCGACGACCUCCCCCUAAAGAGCUUCCCACCCCGACUCGGCCACAGAACGCACAACCAACGCCACUCAACCUGCACGGCCUGCUGGCAACACCACCUCACCAGCGAAAUCGCCUCCAAACCCAGCACCCAAAUCCGCUGCCCGCAAUGCCCCUACGCCCUCCAGGAACCCGACAUCAAAGCCCACGUCACGCCCGCAACCUACACCGCGUACCUCGACAAAGUCCUCCUCGAGACCCUCCAGGCCGACCCGAACUACCGCACCUGUCGGCGACGUUAUUGCGUGCGGUGCGAGGUGCCGAUGCACAAGGGCGUGACGUGCGAGGAGUUUCAGGGGCAGCUGAGGCGGAGACAGGAUCAGGAAGAGAAGACUUCGAGGGAGUUUUUGGAGGGGUAUGCGAAGACUUGUCCCGAGUGUGGGGUGAGGAUUAGGAAGGAUGGGGGGUGUGAUCAUAUGACUUGCAAGAGAUGCAAGCAUGAGUUCUGCUGGCUGUGCUUUGCCUCCUACAACGGAGCAGAAGGCAUCCACAGAGUGGGAAACGAGGCACACAACGAAACCUGCCAGUACCACCCGGACAGACUGCCCUCUGCGCCCAGCGACCUAGAGUCGGAAGACGACUUGGAUGAAGAAGAAGUAGCCAGGCUCUUCGCAUGGCCCCGGCGGGACGAUGACGAGCAUCCAGAAGAUGCUACUCCUCUAGCUCGAGUCGUCGCCCUAAUGCCACCGUUGCAACAGACAGCAGGACCUGCCCCAAGCCCGUCUCAAUCACCCACCAUCCCCACUCAGCGCCCUGUCGUCCACGCAUACAACGCUCGACGAACCUCCUCGUUCAGUCCCAUCCCAGACCGACCUCGCCCGAAUCCGCAAGCGCCUGUCUUCCACCCAUACAACGCUCGACGAAUCUCGCUGUUCAGUCCCACACCAGACUAA